GAAGAAAAUAAUAAAGAAAAGAAAUAAAUUAAUAAGAGAGAAUAAGUAUUAUUACAAUAAAAAAUAAACUUUUUUCAUGAUGGAUAUGAGCAGCGAGUCUAGUGCAGCAAGAUGGUACGAACCACCCCGAACGUCCCUGGAGCCGCCCUCGGCGGCAGCCGCUGGGGUGGCCGGAGUCGUUGGCAAUCCCACCGACUACAGGGGUUACUACCCCCAUGCCGGACCAACCCCCCACCACCCUGCCGCCGCGGCGGCGCACUACGCCCACACGAGAAUGUCGAGCAGCGGGGUGACGAGCGGUCCAGUAAGUCAAGUUUGUCGGCCGCAUUUUCACAGCACGGUAUUACAUCCGUGGUUAUCCGGUAGCGGGGCGGAUACAUCUAAAACGCCAUGGGGUUUUCCAACGACAACGGCAUCAACCGGUGGUACAGUAAACGACGACAAACCACAGAGUCCAUUGGGUUCAUCUUUACCACCGACAACGGGUAGUUUAUCGAGUCACGGUGCAGGCGCCGGUACACACCAUUUGUUUUCUUUUCCUCCAACGCCGCCUAAGGAUGCAACGCCGGAUAGUAUAACGGCUAGUACGACAUCUAGUUCUAAUAAUAACAAUGGGACGAACAACAACAACAACAGCGGUAGCGGUAGCAACAAUAAUAACAACGGUAGCGGGGCGAACUCUUUGGGAGGAUUGGGUGGUGGCGGUAGCAGCGAGUAUCAAGCAGCCGUGGCCCAUGCAGCGGUUAUGGGGGCGUUUAUGCAUCAUCAGGAUGCAUUGGGAGCAGGCGGGGCGGGUAGUUGCGACGUUAAACCAACGGUUAUGUUGGGUCAUCAUCAUGGAGCACCAUCGCCGCCUCAUCAACAGCAGCACGGUGGGAACGCGGGCAACAACGGUGGUAGCAGUAACAACACGGCGGCCAGUUCGGGACAGGUGAAACAACGCGAAGGUAAUAACCAAUCGGGAAGCGGUCAACAACAAGCGAAUGGCUCUCAACAGCAACAACAACAGCAACAGCAGCAACAGCAACAACAGCAGCAACAGGACGCGUAUCAGAAUAACAACGGGGCCAGUUCCCCCUGCGGAAGGGACAGCUAUGCCGCCGCCGCUGCUGCGGCCGCUGCGGCUGCUGCGGUCGCCGCAGCCGCCGUCUCCAACAGUCACCACGUGGCAGCAGCAGCAGCAUCGGCCUCGGCGGCACAAUAUGACCCGGCGACGAGUGCCUACAACAUGUAUCAACAUUUGCAGUACCCCAACGCUGCCCACCACCAUCACCAUCAUCAUCAUCAUCAUUUGAAUGGUGGUGGGGGUGCUGGGGGAGGCGGCGGCUCCGGCGGCGGCACGGCAACGUCAUCCUCCUCGUCGUCCUCCGCGUCGUCCCACAAUCCGCAUAACAACAACAAUAACAACAACAACAACAGCAACAACAAUGGGAACUCCGGGACGACGGUCGGCGCUCUUUUUGCCGCGGCGGCGCAUCACGGCACCGGAAAUGCCAAUUCGGGUGUCCCCGGUGUCGUGAGCCCUGCCGAUUCGAAGUUACUUUCGGCUCAUACGAGUAACGCGCAUCCCAACAAUCCGGGCUCGCCCGGCGCGCAUCAACACCAUCAACAACAAAAGCCCAGGAACAAGUCGAGAACGUCCGCCGAGGGUCGUGAGUGCGUUAAUUGCGGUGCAACUUCGACACCUUUGUGGAGACGAGACGGUACUGGACAUUACCUCUGCAAUGCUUGUGGUCUUUACUACAAAAUGAACGGACAGAAUCGACCACUAAUCAAACCUAAACGCCGCCUUUCGCUGCAGAGUGCGGCGAGACGGGCGGGCACCAGCUGCGCGAACUGCAAAACCGGAACGACGACACUUUGGCGAAGGAAUCAAGCCGGUGAACCAGUAUGCAACGCUUGUGGUCUCUACUACAAACUACAUAAUGUUAAUCGGCCAUUGACGAUGAAGAAGGAAGGAAUCCAAACGAGGAAUCGAAAACUUUCGUCAAAGAGUAAGAAGAAGAAGGCAGGUGGUUGUCUAGGUUUGGGUGGUGUCAUGGGUGACAUGAUUAAAGCUAGUGGACACCUUGAUCUCGACAACAAACCUUUCCAUUCAGGAUUUGGAUCACCUAUGGAUGGACGAUGGUUGGAUGUUGCAGGUACGUCGCAGCAUCACCAUACGAUGCAUCCUGCAAUGCAACAUUACAUGUAUCACACGGGCGUCGGCGUGGCCGGAGGUCUUCAUCAAGGAUUUGCACCACCGGCGCCGCCCCCCAUACACCCCCACUCGCAUUCGCAUUCCCAUUCUCAUCACAUGACGAGUCUUCAGGGUCUUCAGUUGGCAGCUACGACGAACGCGAUGACGGGCUGGCGAUCGGAGUACACAUGAAUCGCGAGUGAUGAUUAGCAGUUCAGAAUGGAACCCACAACACUCGUUGAAAUAUAAAAAUUGCUUCCUUUCUUCCUUCCCCUUUCAAAUUCAUCCUAAUUCCAAAUUCUAAAUUCCAAAUUCCUAAUAUCAUUCGUUUUGUUAUUCCUAUUCCUUGGCAUAACAACAACAACACACACGCAACUCAACUUCGUUGCUGCAUCUUCCUCUUUAACCUCGGACCUUUCAAUUCUUUUUGUUUUUUUUUUAUUGGUUUUUUAUUUUCACUUUUCUUUUUUUUUUAAAUUAUUUUCUUUUUUUUUUAAUUAAAUUGUUUCUCAAUCUUUCGUCCGAUCGUGAAAAGUGUAAAUGGGGACGGUAAGAGAUAAAAAGAAAAAAAAACGAAAAAAAAAGAAAAGAAGGGACGAGAAAAAAUUGUUCUUGAUUUAUCUUUUCUUCGAGGUAGGGUUAAGGGUGUGUUGCGGUAAGGGAAAAGGGAAGAAAGAAUGGGAGAAAGGAAAUAAAAGUAAUGAGUUAUAUAUAUAUAUAUAAAAA
Molecule: messenger RNA, 2905 nt
Organism: Polistes canadensis
Lineage: Eukaryota; Metazoa; Arthropoda; Insecta; Hymenoptera; Vespidae
Product: GATA-binding factor C-like
Exons: 7
Coding region: 77-2371 (764 amino acids)
Biological process (GO): cell fate commitment; negative regulation of transcription by RNA polymerase II; positive regulation of transcription by RNA polymerase II
Molecular function (GO): DNA-binding transcription factor activity, RNA polymerase II-specific; RNA polymerase II cis-regulatory region sequence-specific DNA binding; zinc ion binding
Source: RefSeq, a predicted model, not a curated record